This is a messenger RNA of Physcomitrium patens, 1281 nucleotides long. RefSeq lists its product as uncharacterized. Gene Ontology annotation, cellular component: ribosome; cytosolic small ribosomal subunit. Gene Ontology annotation, molecular function: RNA binding; structural constituent of ribosome. The record is from RefSeq and is a predicted model, not a curated record. Lineage: Eukaryota; Viridiplantae; Streptophyta; Bryopsida; Funariales; Funariaceae. Gene Ontology annotation, biological process: translation.
AAACCCUAGUUCUUUUGCUUCCUCGCGAGCGUUGGAGCUUUGUCGUCGAGGAUUGUGGCCCCAUUCAGUAAUCUCAGAAUCACAGCGCCAUUCAGGUAGCCAUGGCCGAGCGCGGAGGAGAGCGCGGAGGCUUCGGCCGUGGGUUUGGUCGUGGUGACAGAGGUGACCGAGGCGGCCGUGGAGAUACAGGCAGGGGUGACCGCCGAGGAGGACGUCGCGGCGCCAAGCGCGACGAGGAGGAGAAGUGGGUGCCCGUCACCAAACUUGGACGAUUGGUGAAGGACGGUAAGAUCAAGUCCCUCGAGCAGAUCUACUUGUUCUCUCUGCCCAUUAAAGAACACCAGAUUGUCGAGUUUUUCCUCGGCUCCGCUCUCAAGGAUGAGGUCAUGAAGAUCAUGCCCGUUCAGAAGCAGACCCGUGCGGGACAGCGUACCAGGUUUAAAGCUUUCGUCGUCGUUGGUGACAACAAUGGGCAUGUGGGUUUGGGAGUCAAGUGCAGCAAAGAGGUGGCGACUGCCAUCAGGGGUGCUAUCAUCUUGGCUAAGCUUUCGGUCAUCCCAGUUCGCCGUGGAUACUGGGGUAACAAGAUUGGCAAGCCCCACACCGUGCCCUGCAAGGUCACUGGAAAGUGUGGUUCCGUCACCGUGAGGCUGGUCCCUGCCCCCAGAGGUUCUGGUAUUGUGGCUGCUCGUGUGCCCAAAAAGGUCUUGCAAUUCGCCGGUAUUGAAGACGUGUUCACAUCCUCGCGCGGGUCGACUAAAACCCUUGGAAACUUCGUCAAGGCUACUUUUGAGUGCCUCCUGAAGACCUAUGGAUUCUUGACCCCUGAUCUCUGGAGAGAAACUCGGUUCUCUAAGUCGCCGUUCCAGGAAUUUACCGACUUCCUUGCUAAGCCUCACAAGAUUAGCGUGGUGGAGGACGUCGAGAAGACUCCAGUAUACUGAGGGAACAUCAAGUCAUAUUACAUGUGCCUAAUCUUGCUCGCACUUCCUUUCAGGAGUGGUACAUUCUGGAAAGUAAAGCACCAGUUUUGAAGCAUUCUCUUGUAUUGUUUAUUGUUGGAGUUUAUCUUAGUCCAUUUAAUCUUCAGCGAACUAGUGUUAAACAGUGGAGUGGUUUGAUUGUCCUAUUUAGACAUCAAUCCCCGUGAUGCUUUUACACAGUAACACCGUUCCUGUUUUCCAUUGUGACUAUCUCGUCUGCUGACUAUUUUCUGUGACGAUAAAAUGAACUUUACAAGUGUAGUCGCUGCACUCGUGAGCUGUGCACCUGUUCGGAAUA